AAUCUAGUACAGUAAAUUCACCAUUAGAAAUUGAAGAACCAGAUAAUACUGUUCAUAUUAAUAAAAAAAAUAAAAGGGGCCAACCCAAAAAUCCACUUUGGGAUAACAAUUUUACAAAAAUUAAUCAUAAUAAAAGUGGUUAUAAAG
Messenger RNA from Racocetra fulgida, 147 nucleotides. The record is from the annotation of a GenBank genome assembly. Lineage: Eukaryota; Fungi; Glomeromycota; Glomeromycetes; Diversisporales; Gigasporaceae.